GCCCCCAAGUUCUUCACGGUCCAGAAAAACUCCAGAAAAAUCACCGUGGCCAAAGAUCCUUUCAGUUCAGACAGAGACCUUGACCUUCCCAAAGGCCCGACCUUUCAACUGAAGAAAUCGGAGAAGAAGACCACAACGUUUAUAGAGUUCAAGAAAGGGGAUCGUGGUUGGAAGGUUGGUAACUGGUGA
Messenger RNA from Lymnaea stagnalis (great pond snail), 189 nucleotides. Lineage: Eukaryota; Metazoa; Mollusca; Gastropoda; Lymnaeidae. The record is from the annotation of a GenBank genome assembly.